GCCAGGAAAACUCUACAUCUCUCCUCGCACGGAUUACAUCUUCAGUUAACGUGGGGACAGCGGAGCAAGCACACACUGCAGUGUUAAGUAUGGCGUCCUCGGCUGUUCAAGUCCAAGAUCCCUUCCAGACUCUCACUGUCCUCUGUCGGGAACCUUUUUGGAAUGCAACGCGAGUAUGGGCGUCCGAGGUACCCGAGAUGGGCGCGUGUCUGGAAAGGACGGCGUUGGUGUGGGCGCCGAGUGUCCUGCUGUGGGCGUUCGGGUUACCGCGUCUCGCCCAGCUCAGGAGGCGCCCGUCCGACCCCGCUCCAUGGACAAUGCUCGUGAGCUGCAAGGUGUUCUUCACGGCGAUCCUGCUGGCGUCGACGGCCACCCAGCUGGCUUGGGCGGCGGCUGGAGGAGAGAACAUUCCUCCGGCAGAGCACGUCGAAGGGGCGGUUCUCUCGGCGACUUAUAGCCUUCACAUGAUGCUCAUCCUGGUGGGGAGGAGGAAAGGUGCACGGAGCAGCGGGUUCAUCUGGCUAUAUUGGCUGUUCUCGUUAGUGUGCAGCCUCCCUCAACUCUAUGCUUUCUUCGGCGGAUUAAAUGGAAGAAUCCAGGGUGUUCCUCGCACGGUCGCCGCUACCUUCGUCAUACAGUUCCUCUGUCACGUCGCGCUGUUCCUCGCCAGCUGCUUCAGCGACUCCCGCUCUGCCAACGAGAAAGGCGAGGCAUCGGAGAAGCCGUCUCCGCUGCUGCAGGCGUCUCUCCCAAGCCGCCUCUUCUUCUGGUGGACUCUGCCCCUCGUCUGGCGCGGCUGGAGACGCCCCUUGACAUCGGAUGACCUCUGGGACAUCGAGCCCCAAAAUUCCUCUUCGACGCUCGCGGUCCAGUGGGAUAAUGCUAUCAGCAGGGACAAGGAAUCUACUUCACCAGCAUACAAAACGCUAAAGAAAGCCCGCUACGAACGGGUCACGACGCCAGACAGUGAAGUCUCUAUCCUGCUCUGCAUGUGGAGACUGGCGAAGGGCGCCUUCCUCGCCUCCCUGCUCUUCCAUUCCUUGUCGGAGGGCUUGCAGUUCCUCACUCCUCGGAUCCUCAGUCGAAUCAUCAAGUUCAUGGCUGACGGCGACGAACCCGAGUGGCAUGGCUACUUCUACGCGGUCUCGCUCUUCCUGUCCUGCGGCGUGAGUUCCCUCCUGAGAAACGUCUUCAGCUUUAGGAUAUACUGUCUUUCGACGAGGAUCAGAUCAGUAAUCAUGACGGCUGUCUAUCGCAAGGCUCUUUCCCUCUCGGGAACGGCUCGGCGCGACUCAAGCGUUGGCGAGAUCGUUAACCUAAUGGCAGUCGAUGCACAAAUCAUUGGCCGCAUUUUUGCAGUGAUUUGCUACCUCGUUACCUUGCCUGUGACAAUCAUCGUCUCCAUCAUCUUGCUUUGGCAACAACUCGGUGCGAGUGUGUUGGCCGGAGUGGCGGUGCUGGUUCUCCUGGUGCCGCUGACUAGCUUCUUGGCCAAUAGGGUCAAGGUUCUUCAACAAGCCAAUACGAAGUUCGGAGAUCAACGAGUGAAGUUGAUGAACGAGAUCAUUAGUGGAAUUAAGGUAUUGAAACUAUAUGCAUGGGAAGGAGCCUUCUCUAGCAUGGUAGACAAAAUCAGAAAAAAAGAAAUGAAUCUUCAACAGAAAGUGGCUCUGUGUAAAGCCCUCAAUUCUUUCUUAUCUGGCACAUCACCAUACACAGUCGCUCUGGCCACCUUUACUACAUACUUGUUAGUAUCUCCGGAGAACAUCCUUGAUGUAGAAAAAGCCUUUGUGUCUAUAUCAUUAUUCAAUAUCAUGAGGAUACCAAUCUGUAAGCUGCCCAUCAUCAUCUCCGACAUAAUCCAGGUAACUGUAGCUUUAAAGCGAGUCCAGAAGUUCACCAGUGCAGAGGAACUGGAUCCAACAGCUGUAUGCAGAGAUCAUUCUGAAGCUAAUGCUUUAGUCAUUCGACGCGGCAAAUUCACUUGGGCAGGCGACGAAGACCAGGCAACCUGGGAGUUGAAAGACAUCAAUCUGGAAGUUGGUCAUGGGAAACUGGUGGCAGUGGUGGGAUCAGUAGGUGCUGGCAAGAGUUCUCUCAUCUCGGCACUCCUGGGGGAGAUGAGGAAGCUUGAGGGCAAAGUUGUUGUCAAUGGGCGUGUGGCAUAUGUGUCCCAACAGGCGUGGCUCCAGAAUGCCACCUUGAGGGACAACAUCAUCUGGGGCCAGCCUUUCGAUGAGAAGAGGUACCGGCAGGUAUUGACUGUAUGCGCCCUCCAGCAAGACCUUAACAUGUUCCCUGGAGGCGACAUGACAGAGAUUGGAGAAAAGGGCAUCAACCUGAGCGGUGGUCAAAAGCAGCGCGUGUCCUUGGCUCGUGCUGCCUACAGUGAUGCUGACGUCUACUUGCUUGAUGACCCUUUGAGUGCUGUCGAUGCCCACGUUGGUCGAUUCAUUUUCGAUAAUGUUAUCGGACCUCAGGGUAUUUUGAAAGACAAGACUCGCCUUCUGGUGACCCAUGCUGUGACCUUUCUACCUCGGGUGGAUGAGGUGAUAGUGAUUAAGGACGGCCAAUUGUUAGAGAAAGGCACAUACAACAGCCUUAUAGCCAAACAGGGAGACUUCGCCAACUAUGUGCUGCGCCACCAAACUGAAAACGCAGAAGAAAAAUCCGAAAAAGAUCUGAAGCUGUCGGGAUCUGAUCCUCUCCUUCGUCAGGUGUCAUCGGAGUCCACCAAGUCUUCUGUUAACAACAGGGACUUGCCGCUGCUCACUAUGAAGAUAAAUAAUGAUGAAAAAGAAGAGACAGAAAAGCUGCGAAGUAAAGGGAGAGUUAGUAGCAAAACGAUCAAAGGACAAACGCUAGUGCAAGAGGAAAUAUCUGAAACAGGGAAGAUAUCUCGACACGUCUACCUAAUAUAUGGAAAAUCUAUAGGUCUAGUUUAUGCUGUGGUUCCUCUGGUCUUUAUAACUCUUGGACAGACUAGUAACGUUAGCAGUAAUGUAUGGCUGUCAAAAUAUUCCUUCACAAGUGCAAACGAUUUAUGUGGCGCUAACGUUACUUCGAGCAGCUUCGCCGUCACCCGAGAAAUGUUCCUCCUUGGCUAUGGGGCCUUUGGAGUCGCGCAAGCCUUGUUCCUGUUCCUGGGAAUGCUGUCGCUAAUGCAGGGAUGCCUAAGGGCGUCGCGGGCCCUCCACCAGCGCCUUUUGCAGAGCGUCGUGCGUCUCCCCAUGAGCUUCUUCGACACCAACCCCAGCGGGAGGAUCAUCAACAGGUUCAGCAAGGAAAUCAGCGUCUUGGACAUCAUCCUGCCGGACGUCGUCUGCGCUUCCUUCGACCGCAUCGUGCAGGUUAUCAUAAAACUAAUCAUGAUCAUCGCCGCCAUCCCUGCGGCUGGCGUCUUCAUGGUACCGAUCAUGGCCCUUUACUACGUCGUCCAGUCGUUCUAUAUCGCCUCGUCAAGACAACUCAAGCGCAUUGCGUCCGUCUCAAGAUCCCCUGUGUACUCUCACUUCAGCGAGACUCUUCAAGGAGUGUCCAUAAUCCGAGCAUUUAAAAAGCAACAAGAAUUCUACGAGGAGUCUCUUCGUAAAGUCGAUUUAUCCUUGAAAGCUGUGUAUGCCAAUGCCGCUAUCAACAGGUGGGUGACAGUGAACCUUGAGACCGUAGGGCAUUUGAUUACCUUUACGACGGCCAUGGUGGGCGUGGUCGGGAGGGAGUACGUCGGCGCCAGCCUCCUGGGACUCGCCCUGUCCUACGCGCUCAAUCUGAUCGGCGACCUCGAAAUGCUGGUGCGCGUCUCAUCUGAAAUGGAGGCCAGUAUUGUAUCCGUGGAAAGGAUCAACGACUAUUUGGAGAGAGAACAGGAGGCAGCCUGGACCACGAGCGACACCCACUCCGUGUGGCCCGAGGAAGGAAAAAUAUCCUUCAGGAAUUUUCAGACGCGUUACAGAGCCGGCCUCGACCUCGUUCUUAAGGGCAUCACGUGUUCCUUCGAGCCAGCGGAGAAGGUUGGCAUCGUGGGGCGCACAGGAGCGGGCAAGUCCUCCCUGACUUUGGCGCUUUUUCGGCUGACUGAAGGUGUUGGCGGCGAGAUUGACAUUGAUAACGUCAACAUCGCUAAUGUCGGCCUCCACGAUCUGAGAGGUCGGAUCAGUAUUAUUCCCCAGGAUCCAGUGCUCUUCAGCGGGACUGUGCGUCUCAACGUGGACCCUCUCGGCGUUUGCUCUGACGGCAACAUCUGGAAAGCGCUCGAACUGGCUCACCUCGCCGCCCACAUCCGAUCUCAGCCAAUGGGACUGCAGCACGUGGUGGACGAAGGCGGGGCUAAUUUCAGCAUCGGCCAAAGGCAACUCGUGUGUCUUGCCCGAGCUCUCCUGAGGAAGUCUCGCGUGCUGGUGCUUGACGAGGCCACCGCUGCCGUCGACCUGGAGACCGACGACCUGAUUCAAGCCACCAUCAGGUCGCAGUUCGCACACUGUACCGUCCUCACCAUCGCACAUCGCCUCAACACCAUCAUGGACAGUGACAGGGUAUUAGUGUUAGACCAUGGGAAAAUAGCAGAGUUUGCCCCUCCUGCUGUUCUUCUGGCAGACCCGGAUUCCGUUUUCUAUGGAAUGGCUAAAGAUGCAGGCUUGGUAUAAAGUUACUUUUCAUAUCAUUAAGCUAUGAUGAUACAAAGACAAAAAAAGAAAAGAAAAAAAGGGGGGGGGGGUACGCAGAAGGAGGAUCAUACAGGGUAAAUGUUAUUAAUAUACUAAAGACAAAGGAAUGUUAUAAUUUACAAGGUCCACCAUUAACUCUUAGGACCCUGGUACUAUUGUAAAGUCCGGGCCCUUUCCGCCUUAUUCCUCAAGUCUGGGAGCACCUGGUCUCACAGAAUUUAAACCAAGUACUAGCUGAAAUCAAACAAGAUUACAGUGAAUUUAUUUAUUAUAAUAAUAGUAGGGAGUACAGAAAAUAUAGUUGAUCAGUAAAGUGCUGUCCCGGACUCCCAGAAAUCCGGGCCCAUAGGAAGUACUGCAUUUCCCCCUCAUACAUAUAAUAGUAUAAACAGGCAUAAUUUGAAAUAUAUAUAUAUAAAAUUAUAAAAUUAUCUUUGUGUACAUGUUACUGCAUUUUUGUUGUUAGAGUAUCAUAUUAUAGGUGCUAUUGUUUUCCCCAGUUCAUAAUGACGUGUUUACGGGUCAUUUCGUCAUAUGUAUUUUUUGUACUUAAGAAAUUUAAUAAAUUAAUUUAGAUA
Molecule: messenger RNA, 5242 nt
Organism: Penaeus chinensis
Lineage: Eukaryota; Metazoa; Arthropoda; Malacostraca; Decapoda; Penaeidae
Product: multidrug resistance-associated protein 1-like
Exons: 32
Coding region: 90-4643 (1517 amino acids)
Biological process (GO): transmembrane transport
Cellular component (GO): membrane
Molecular function (GO): ABC-type transporter activity; ATP hydrolysis activity; ATP binding
Source: RefSeq, a predicted model, not a curated record